AUGAGAUUGUUGGUUAUUAAUUCUGGAGGUACGGCUGCAAAGAGUGAUGCUAGUAUUGAUUAUGUGCCUGAUAUGUUAGCUAUAUUGCCUCCUAAACGAGUAGUACAAACUAUUGACGAGGACAGCAAGGUUAAUCCUUUUCAAGGCAGAAUGAAUGUGCAAUAUCAUGUGAAGAAGCAGCUCACCACUGGUUUCUCUGGUAACGUGUCCUUAAAGAUAACUGUUAGUACACUCUGGAAUUUAGUUGCUGAAUAUGAUAAGUUUCUCAGUGUCAAUGCUUUCAAUGAUAAUUAUGAUUUUGUUGUUAUCGAACCUGCUUGGGUAUUGUAUGAUGAGAUGAGUGAACUGUUGUUCGACCCUACAUGUAUUUUUGAUCAUUUCGGUGAAGUUGCUGAAUAUUGUCUAGCUACUAGAUUAAAAAGAAAAACUAGAAUUUUUUAUGAAGUUUCUCUUGAGCAUAAUGAGCUAUAUGUUCUAAAAUCUAGAAACAGUUUGUGGCUUAUUGGUGGAAUCUGUAGUGGCAUGUUGUCAAAAGGUAUCACAUCUUUGGAGCUGAAUACUUCUCUAUCUAUGAAUGUUGACGUAAAUCAUGUCUUCAAAGUUGAGAAGAUUAUCUAUCAGUUAGUUGCAUUGAGACUUGGUGAUGAUACUAUAGUGUAUAAGUCUUGGUUAGAAGAGGCUACCGGGUUUAAAGGUGGUACAAUUCUUCGCAGAGUUGGUGUUUUCAAGUUGAUAUUAAGGGUUGAAAAUUUUGAAUCUUUUAUUCAAGAAGUAUCAAACCAGCUGGAACAGUGUGGUAGGAGCAGUUGGGCAGACAGCAAAUUAGGAAGUACUUGUGAAAAGUUUGCUAACCACCUAAGGGAAGGUUUAUACAGAACGCAACCCGGAUUGGUCAUAAAUCAAUACAUUGGUAGCUAUGCAACACAGUAUUCAGGUUGGGGAGCAAGGAAGUUGAAAGCAUGGAUUGAAUUGGUGUCUAGUUGUGAAGGAGGAACAAUCUACCCAAGAGGACCAGUAGCUGUUGUGAUAGUUGAUGAGAUACAUUUCAUUUGGAUGAUUGCUUGGAAGGAACUGAUUACUGUUGAGGGCUCAAAAAUGAAGGACCAUAUAUUUUGGUUCACUGAGUUGAUACCAUUGGUUUGA
Messenger RNA from Oldenlandia corymbosa var. corymbosa, 1143 nucleotides. NCBI's taxonomy places the organism in Eukaryota, Viridiplantae, Streptophyta, Magnoliopsida, Gentianales, Rubiaceae. The record is from the annotation of a GenBank genome assembly.